CCCGACUCGUUUGUUCCUCACAGUUCGCCCUAACUUCUCCGGCACUCUCCUAGGCAGAAAAGGGCCGCAACCACGAGUGGAGUGCCGAGGCAACGUGGGGCCGAGCAGCACAGCUCGGAGCUUGCUGGGCAGAAUUCCAGUGGGACGGCAUGUACUGCUUUUCUGAGGACAAUGAAAUCAGGAGCUAAGUACCAGACUACACUGACACUUCAGGCUUGGCUGUACAGACACAGGUCUGCUGGUAUGGGAAUGUGUCAGAAGCUGGAAUACCAGUAGUUCAGGCUGUAGAGGCAAUCGGUGACCAGCAUUGAGUUUAAUGGCAAGACAAUCAGGCAUAAGAGGAAGACACUGGACACAGAGCCAUCUGACUGUCAGAGAAGCACCCGUUCCCAAGAUGCUGGCACCCUGCCUUCUGAGAAGAGCUGUCCUUACAGUUCCUUUAGUUUUUAUGGUUGCACUGCUUCUUGCAGAGCCUGUUAGAUCUGAUCAAGAAGCGGGAACAGCCAUACCAGCUGAAAGUCGUCCCUGUGUUGACUGCCAUGCAUUUGAGUUCAUGCAGAGGGCUCUGCAGGAUUUAAAGAAGACAGCAUAUAAUCUAGACACACGGACAGAAACUCUGCUUCUUCAGGUGGAAAAGAGAAAUCUGUGCGACUGUGUAACUGCAAAUCUGCUGAACUGAAUCCUGGAGGCCACCUAAGGAGUGUCACCUGUUCAGUGGUUUUUAAAAUGCAGCUGUAUAAAAUACAGCUUUAUGGAGUUCAUGUUGCAAGCAUGUAUGCCCCAGUGUAUGGAGGGAAUGGUGGGGGCUGUGUCUUAUGUGUUUGUCUGUUCUGUUUGGUUUUUUUUAAAGAUACCCCAUUUUCACAUCCACUGGGUUGCCAGUAAGGGCUCAAUUCAGUAAAUCUGUUAUUUAGUAUUACAGUGGAGAAAAAAUUUACCUGCUUUGAUUUUUAAAUCAGAGUUGGCCAAGUGUAACCCACAAGAUAAAUAUGGCCAGCAGUGCUCUAGAGACUCUUGCAGCUGUGUUUUGUCUCUAAUAUGAACAUAUUUCUGUGGCAACUUACCCAGUUAUAUUAAGACAGAGAAUUGUGGUCUCUGUAGGCUUUGCCUGUGUAUUAAAGAUGAUGGAAUUCCUUUC
Molecule: messenger RNA, 1138 nt
Organism: Athene cunicularia (burrowing owl)
Lineage: Eukaryota; Metazoa; Chordata; Aves; Strigiformes; Strigidae
Product: neuropeptide-like protein C4orf48 homolog
Exons: 6
Coding region: 317-679 (120 amino acids)
Source: RefSeq, a predicted model, not a curated record